AUGAGAUUCUCGGCCUCGAGCCUCCUGGGGCUCUCUGGGCUUCUGUCCGCCUCCGUCUUCGUCGUGGCCCAACCCGCGGACAGCACCUUCAUGAGCGUACGCGAGAGUGUCGCCAAGGACUACGAAAGCGAAGGCGAGAUUCCCAGGACGAAAUACUUCAGUGAGUACCAUCCACCAGCCAUAAGCCUCCCCCGAGGCGCCCGGUCUUGGCAAUGGGGCUUUUGCUUCGCGGAUAAGCCCCUGCCCGACGAUGAAGUCACCCCUCACCUCUCCGCCUUGAUCCAGACCUACCUAUCAAUCAUGUCGUCCAUCGGCGCCGAAACAUGGAUCAUGCACGGCACAUUACUUUCCUGGUGGUGGAACCAAAAGAUCUUCCCGUGGGACAACGACCUGGAUGUGCAGAUUUCCGAGCCGACUAUCCAUUUCCUGGCGGAAUACUACAAUAUGACCGACCACCACUUCGACCUACCCGGUGUCGACGGCGGCCGCACGUACCUGCUUGAGAUCAACCCCAACUACGUCGUGCGUAGCGAGAAAGACCGAUUGAACGUGAUUGAUGCGCGCUGGAUCGAUAAGUCAUCCGGCCUGUUUAUUGAUAUCACCGCCGUGCGCAAGGACGAGGGCAAGCGUCAACGGGGCGACUCCGAGGCGCUGAUGUGCAAGGAUCGCCAUCACUACCAGGAGAGCCAGAUUUUCCCGCUGCGCGAGAGUUACUUCGAGGAAGUGCCGGUCAAGAUUCCAUACUCGUAUGUCGAGCUUCUGGAGGAGGAGUAUGGGGCGAACUCUUUGACGAACAAGGACUUCCAAGGGCACAAAUUCAACGAAGACACCAAGAUCUGGGAGCAGAUGAAGUGA
Messenger RNA from Penicillium canariense, 855 nucleotides. RefSeq lists its product as uncharacterized. The transcript has 4 exons. The record is from RefSeq and is a predicted model, not a curated record. Lineage: Eukaryota; Fungi; Ascomycota; Eurotiomycetes; Eurotiales; Aspergillaceae. The coding region runs from base 1 to 855 and encodes 284 amino acids.